AUAGCAUUAAAAUUUGAUCAAAUUAAUGAAUAUCUUCAAAAUUUGACAACCGAUAACAAACAUAAAGCAAUAAAGCGAGCUUGGGAAAAUCCACUAUCAGAUUCACCUCAAUGUAUAUUUGCAGAAACUCGAAGCAGUAAACAAAUAAUAUGGAUUAUAAUGCAUCUUCAUUUGGAAUUAUGUAAAAUAUCUCGUGAAAUAGAUUGGAUAUUCGGAACACAGAUGACCUUUAAAAUGGGGUGUUAUUUCGGUUUCAUGGCAAUGAACCUUUAUGAACUUUUCAAUGUAAUAUUCAUCAAUAAUUAUACAAACUAUAGAAGUGUAUUUAUCUGCAUUCAAUUAGUUUGGUUUUUCCAUAAUGUUUUAAAACUCAUUAUUGUUAAUUAUAUGUGUGAAAAAGUCAGCACAAAGGCAAACGUAACGAAAAAUUUUGCAAAUAAAAUAUUAUGUUCUACAUGCGAUAUUGAAAUAAGUGAAAAUAUAACACAAUUAUUAUUACAAAUGACUCAAUCGCCACUCAGAUUCUACGGGUUUGGUCUAUUUCAAUUUGGCUUCAAAUUUCUUCACGGAUUCGCCGCAUCUGUUUUGACUGUCUUGAUUAUAUUAAUACAAGCGCAUAUAGAUAAAUAAAUGUUUCUAUGAAAAUUCUGACAUAUUACUACGCUGAUUAAUUCCUUAUUUGUAUAUAUCUAAUAAAAUAAUUAUUUCAAAAUUGUAUAAAAUUUCGCUUUGCAUCUUCUUAACAGAAAUUCCGAAAUUGUCUAAAGAAGCUCGAUAUUAUCGAUGAUACUUUGCUUAAGCUUGAAAGAGUGACUUGCUAAUAACACGAUUUCGUUACAUCAAUUUUUUUCUUCAUAUUUAAAUAUAUAGAA
Pogonomyrmex barbatus (red harvester ant) is the source of this 872-nucleotide messenger RNA. RefSeq lists its product as uncharacterized. Gene Ontology annotation, biological process: male courtship behavior; sensory perception of taste; chemosensory behavior. Gene Ontology annotation, cellular component: dendrite; axon; neuronal cell body. The record is from RefSeq and is a predicted model, not a curated record. Lineage: Eukaryota; Metazoa; Arthropoda; Insecta; Hymenoptera; Formicidae.